AGGUGCAUUUAGCGUGCAGAAUCAUUUACGGCUCUGAAAGUAUGUGUGUCGUGUAUGUCUGACGUUAAAGACACACUCCUAAAAGACAGCAGACUGAUGUAAAGAUCAUUUAUGAGCGGAGAGUCGCUGCUGGACAGAAAACCCGCACCGGACUGUUGUGGAGGAUUCAAUAACCUGGAGUUCAGUCAGCAUGUUUGGGUUGCCCGAUGGGAGCACAGGACUCGUGGUCUGACCCGUCUGUUUGGUGGGCCAUAUGUGGCCUGUUAUUCGCUGGCCGUCCUAAUCCUGCUGCUCAAUGUUUACCGGAGCCACAGCGUGACGGUGGCCAUGAAGGGUCAAUCUCGCUGGGAUCUGCUGGAAAACCUGCAGGUUUAUUAUGCCGGAGCGGCUCUGAUGGCCGUCGGUUCUCUGUUGGUCAUCAGCAGUUUUCUGGCCCUCGGCGUCACAGGAACAUUUCUGGGGGAUUAUUUCGGCAUCCUGAUGGAUCAGAAGGUGACUGGUUUCCCUUUUAAUGUGAUGGACAAUCCCAUGUACUGGGGCAGCACUGCAAACUACCUGGGCCUGGCAUUAAUGAACGCCAGUCCUAUCGGGAUCGUCCUGACUGCAGUGGUGGCUUUGUCUUACAAAGUAGCGAUCGCAUAUGAGGGACCGUUCACACAGGAGAUCUACAGGCAGAGGAGUCAACGCUGCAAACACAAAUGAAGACCAGUAGAAGACCAGCAGAAAAGACCAGAAGAAGACCAGUAUACACCAAUGCAGACGCCUGACGCUUGUAAAUUGCUGAUGUACAAAUAGAAGAUAUAGUUAAAGGGACAGUCCACCCAAAAAUGUAAAUUCUGUCAUCAUUUACUCAUCCUUUACUUGUUACAAACCUGUCUUGAGUUUCUUUCAUCUGUUAAACACAGACUUAAAGGGGCAGUUCAUACAAAAAUGUAAAUAAGCUCACUGUUUACUCUCCAUCAAGUGUUUCUAAACCUAUAAGGGUGUCAUUCUUCUGUUGAACACUAAAGAAGAUAUUUUGAAGAAUGCUGAAAACCUGUAACCAUUGACUUCUGUAGUACGAAAAUAAAUAGUAUGGAAGUUAAUGGUUACCGGUUUCCAACAUUCUUCAAAAUAUCUUCUUUAGAGAAGAAACUCUUAAUGGUUUAGAAACAAGAACAGGGUGAGUAUUUUGAUCAGAAUUUUCAUUUUUGGGUGAACUGUCCUUUUAAGCAAUUCACUGCUCUUAAUACCUUCAUUGAACAUGUGUAUUAUAAACACUGACAUCCUUUUUUAAAAAAUGUACACUAUAUAUAUUUUAUAACUGCAGGUUAAAUGUAUAUAUACUGUGCGCCCUAUAUACUCAACACCUUAAGGGGACAGUUCACCCCAAAAAACUAAAAAUUCUGUCAUCAUUUACUCUCAUUUUACUUGUUUCAAAUCUUCAUGACUUUCUUCAUUCUGCUGAACACAAAAGAAGAUAUUUUGAAGAAUGCUGAAAACCUGUAACCAUUGACUUGCAUAGUAGGAAAAAUGUAUAGUAUGGUAGUCAGUGGUUUUGUUGAACACUAAAGAAGAUAUUUUGGAAAAAACCCGGUAAACACUGACUUCCAUAGUAUUUAUUUUAUAAUGGAAGUCAAUGGUUACAGGUUUCCGACAUACUUUAGAAUAUCUUCUUUAGUGUUUAGUAGAAGAAAGAAACUUAUAAAGGUUUGACUUCCGUUGUAAAAAAAAAAAAAUACCAUGAAGGUCUGUGAUUACAGGUUUCCAGAUUUCUUCAUAAUAUCCUCUUUUUAAAUAAUGGUAAAAACCGGUAACCAUUGACUUCUAUUAUAUUUGUUUUUCCUACAAUGGAAGACAAUGGUUUUCAACAUUCUUCAAACCAUCUUCUUUUGUUUUCGACAGAAAUAAAGGCACUCAUAAAAGUGUAUAUCUACCUAAGUGAGAGUAAAUAGUGAGCAAAUUCUUAUUUUUGGGUGAACUACCCCUUUAAAUCAUUCUGUUUGUAAUGUAAUUGAAGAUAUACUGAAAGAAAAACCCAUUGAGUUCAAUAGUAUUUUCUUUUUCUACUAUGAAUGUAAAUAGUUACCGGUUUCCAACAUUCUUCAGAGUAUCUUCUUUUGUGUUCAAUUGAAAAAAGAAACUCAGACAGGUUUUAAGCAGUGAGUAAAUGAUCAUUGUUUUUUGGGGUGUACUGUUCCUUUAAGAGCACAGAUGUAAACUGCACACAGAUGAUGCGACGGUUAAAACUGUGAAUGCAAUGACAAUCUUCAACUGUAACAAUCCAAUAUUCAGCGUUUCCUAAUCUGUAGUCUGAUCUUUAUUGACUUUACAUAUGAUUCAUGACCAUAAAAGAUCUCCUCAGUUCAUUCCUAAUGCACGUCCAGGCUUUAGGCUCCAUUUGUUUCAUGUUCACUCGAUGUUCUUUGCUCUUUUAUUUGAGUUUUUCUUUCCGUAGGUUAAAUAAAUGGACAUGUCCUGUUCG
This is a messenger RNA of Danio rerio (zebrafish), 2464 nucleotides long. It is a transcript of the gene pemt, whose product is annotated as phosphatidylethanolamine N-methyltransferase. Gene Ontology annotation, biological process: phosphatidylcholine biosynthetic process. The record is from RefSeq and is marked provisional. Gene Ontology annotation, cellular component: mitochondrial membrane; endoplasmic reticulum membrane. Gene Ontology annotation, molecular function: phosphatidyl-N-methylethanolamine N-methyltransferase activity; phosphatidylethanolamine N-methyltransferase activity; S-adenosylmethionine-dependent methyltransferase activity. NCBI's taxonomy places the organism in Eukaryota, Metazoa, Chordata, Actinopteri, Cypriniformes, Danionidae.